AUGGGGCAGUCCAGGGCUCCCGAGCCCGCCCUGACGGGGAGGGACACGAGUGAACCACAGAUGCCCAUCCCCGCCAAGGGCAAGGCCAGUGGCCUGCCCACGACCUCCGGCGGCAACCCCUUCCAGCUCUGGGCCCUGGGAUUCUUCUGCACUGAGCGCCACCUGGCCGACCGCCUCAAGACCAAUGGCUUCUACCCAUUCACGCAGCAACAGCCCGGCGUCUUCGUCCUCGAGUACUACCUGGACACUCUGUGGAAGGGAAUGCUGCUCUUCGUCGUCUGCCUCGCCUUCGUCAGCUUCGGCCUUGUGCGGCAGGUGGAGAAGCAGGAGACCUGGGGCUUCCCCACCUAUGGCAUGGGCGUGGGCUUGUGGCUGCUGAUCUCGUCCCUGCCGCGGCGCCGCCUGGUGCUGAACCACACGCGCGGCGUCUACCACUUCUCCAUCCAGGGCCGCAGUGUGUGCCAGGGCCCCAUGCACCUGGUCUACGUGCGCCUGGCACUCAGCUCCGAUGCCUACGGAAGGUGCUUCUUCCAGCUGGUUCUUUGUGGUCACAAGCUGGAGCCCCUGGUGCUGGUGCAGCUGUCUGAGCGCUACGAGCAAAUGGAAUACCUGGGCCGCCACAUCGCUCGAAAACUCAAUAUUAACUACUUCGACUACCUGGCCACGUCCUACCGGCACGUGGUCCGACACUGGCCACUGGGUGCUGCCUUUAGCCCGGGCAUCGUACAGCGUAAGAACCGGGUCUACCACCGGCCAAGCAGCUCGCACUCCGACCUGGACGUGUGACCGUACCCCUCCCCGCGCUCCCAGGACCCUGUCCUCCCUCCCCGUGCCUGCCCUCCCUGGCCUGUGGCCUGCGUGCCACCAUCCCGGGCUGACCUCCGUCCCCACUGGCUUCCUCUCAGUAAAGCCUCUAGCUUCCAGCAAGGUCACUCUCACGGCCUCCCCCACGCGCAGCUCCCAGGCCUCAGGGAGCCCUUCCUGUCCAGAGGCUGCCACAAACCACAGAGCAGAGUGCAGAGCGUGGGGAGCCGGAGGCAGCCAGACCUCCAGGAGGUCCCACAGGCUGGAGGCCGGCUUCUCCCACCCCACGGCCAGCAGAGCUUAACCUGUCCUCACUUCAGAGGUGCAGGCAAGGCGGGUUCCCAGGAGUCAGAAUCCGACCAGCCCCACUCCCGUCAGCAGUAGGACAGAGAAUCCAGAGGGCAGGUCUGUGCUGGGGUGCAUCCGGGACCAGGUCACCUGAAGGUGCAGCUGUGUCCCUCCUAGGAUCUAUGUGGGACACUGCACAUCCUAGCAGGGUGCCAGGCCUCCUGGAGGGUGGAUGC
Messenger RNA from Tupaia belangeri chinensis (Chinese tree shrew), 1328 nucleotides. It is a transcript of the gene CATSPERQ, whose product is annotated as catsper channel auxiliary subunit theta. The record is from RefSeq and is a predicted model, not a curated record. The coding region runs from base 1 to 786 and encodes 261 amino acids. The transcript is spliced from 6 exons. NCBI's taxonomy places the organism in Eukaryota, Metazoa, Chordata, Mammalia, Scandentia, Tupaiidae.